AUGGCGAUAAGGGCCACCCGCCAGACACGGCUGACUAGUCGCUGUCGGCGCUAUCGUGAGUGUGUUAUACGAGCGGCCGGGCAGUGCUCGCGGUCCUGGGUGCGCUACUCGGCGCGCGCCACUUGCCAAGAUUACGCCGCCUGGACUCCUCUCAGGGUGCAACUGACGUUUUUGGCAGAGGCGGCCGACGCCGCCGUCCGUUCGCCCAUCCGCCCGUCGGUCAGUCGUCGCCCGGUGCUCGCCGCCGCCGCCACCUCUCGGUGCUCCCCACCGCCGCGCCGCCGGCACCACCGCCUGGUGCUUGCCACGGCUGCAGCCACCCGGUGGUCGCCGUCGCCGCCACCACCACCGCCCGGCGCUCAUCAAAGUCUCCGACCCGUGCUCGCCACCGCUGCCGCUGCACCCACUACCGCUCGAUCCUUGCCGCCGCUGCCGCCGCCCCUCCCCCUGGUGCUCGCCGCCACCGCCUCCACCACCACCGCCUGGUGCUCGCUGCCACCGCCGCCACCGCCACAGCCUCGUGCUCGCCACCACGGCGCGGUGGUGGCCGCCGCCGUCGCCUGGUGCUCGUCAGCGCCACCACCCGGUGCUUGCUGCAACCAUCAUCGCCUGGUGCUCGCCCCCACCACCGCUCGGUGCUCCCUGCUGCCGCCGCCCAACGCUCGCUGCCGCCACUGCCCGGUGCUCGCUGCUGCCGCCACCUCCCGGUGA
This is a messenger RNA of Schistocerca americana (American grasshopper), 711 nucleotides long. RefSeq names its product leucine-rich repeat extensin-like protein 3. NCBI's taxonomy places the organism in Eukaryota, Metazoa, Arthropoda, Insecta, Orthoptera, Acrididae. The transcript is spliced from 2 exons. Bases 1 to 711 code for a protein of 236 amino acids. The record is from RefSeq and is a predicted model, not a curated record.